This is a messenger RNA of Lentinula edodes (shiitake mushroom), 852 nucleotides long. Its product is annotated as xylanase. The coding region runs from base 1 to 852 and encodes 283 amino acids. Gene Ontology annotation, molecular function: hydrolase activity, hydrolyzing O-glycosyl compounds; cellulose binding. Gene Ontology annotation, biological process: xylan catabolic process. Gene Ontology annotation, cellular component: extracellular region. Lineage: Eukaryota; Fungi; Basidiomycota; Agaricomycetes; Agaricales; Omphalotaceae. The record is from RefSeq and is a predicted model, not a curated record. The transcript has 3 exons.
AUGGCCUACAAGUCUUUACUUUUCCUCGCUUUGAUCGCCGUUACCGCUACUGCCCUCGAUGUCUUUGACAACUCGACUGAGGUCAUAGGCAAACGAAGUAUCCCGAACGGAGAAGGAACCAAUAAUGGCUACUUCUAUUCAGUUUAUUCCGAUACCACCGUUACAGGGACUUACACGAAUGGUCCAGGUGGAGAAUACACCCUUACCUGGGGCGGAUCAGGAGACGUCGUAGUAGGGAAGGGAUGGAACCCAGGAGGCCCGAUGUCUGUCGAGUACAGUGGUACUUACUCCCCCAACGGAAACUCGUAUCUUUCAGUGUACGGCUGGAUGACGAGUCCCCUUGUUGAGUAUUACAUUACUGACUCUUUCGGUGAUUACAAUCCCAGCACUGGCGGAACUCACCUGGGGACUUGCACAAGUGACGGAGGAGUCUACGAUAUAUACACCCAAACCCGCACGAAUGCGCCGUCAAUUCAAGGGACUGCCACAUUCCAGCAGUACUGGUCCAUCCGCCAAACUCAUCGGGUCGGUGGCACUGUCACCACGGGCAACCACUACUCCUGCUGGGAGUCAGUCGGUUUACCCCUAGGCACGUUCAACUACAUGAUCCUCGCGACCGAAGGAUACUCUUCAAGCGGGACCUCCACUAUCACGGUCGGCCAAGGCACUGGAACAGGUUCAUCAGCUCCUUCUGGGCCUUCUUCAACGACUACUACCCCUCCGACUGCUCCUACAGGAGGAACAGUCGCUCACUGGGGUCAAUGUGGUGGCAUAGGAUAUUCUGGCCCGACAACAUGUGCUUCUCCGUAUACAUGCACUGUUGCCAAUGCGUACUAUUCUCAGUGUCUCUAA